Molecule: messenger RNA, 3742 nt
Organism: Anolis carolinensis (green anole)
Lineage: Eukaryota; Metazoa; Chordata; Lepidosauria; Squamata; Anolidae
Gene: esyt3
Product: extended synaptotagmin 3
Exons: 23
Coding region: 192-2795 (867 amino acids)
Biological process (GO): lipid transport
Cellular component (GO): endoplasmic reticulum membrane; extrinsic component of cytoplasmic side of plasma membrane
Molecular function (GO): phosphatidylinositol binding; phosphatidylethanolamine binding; calcium-dependent phospholipid binding
Source: RefSeq, a predicted model, not a curated record
ACAACAACACCUGAGUGGCGUUGACCUGAGUCUCCAAAGGACGGGCCACAGAAGAGGAGGCGAAGGCGGUGGGGUCCCCUUUUGGAAAACUUGGCGCUUCGAGUUCGUAGAGGGACCCUGUGGAGACCAAGGGAGCUCUCGUCUUCUUCCUUCUCCUCCUUCUCCUCCUCCUCCUCCUGCUAUAUGUCCCGAUGGAGACGAGCGGAGGGGACCCUGCUGUGCCCUCUCCCGCCCCGGAGCCGCGUCCCCUGCCGCCUGCCCUGCGGGCGCUGGGCUCGUUCGCGAUGCGGGCGGUGCUGUGCCUGGCGCCGGUCUACCUGGCGGGCUCCUUGGGGCUGAGCCCCAUCUGGCUCCUCAUGGCGCUUCUGCUCUGGAUGUGGUGGCGGAGGAACCGGCGGGAGAAGCGCUCCCGGCUCUGCGCCGCCUUCGGGCUCCUCGAGGACGAGGCCCAGGCCAUCCGCCAAGGCAUCGCCCGCCAGCACAUGCCCGCCUGGGUUCACUUUCCUGAUGUUGAGAGGGUAGAAUGGCUGAAUAAGAUUGUUGAACAGUCUUGGCCAUACUUUGGGGCAAUUAUGGAAAAAACAUUCAAAGAAGUCCUUGAACCAAAAAUCAGAGCAAAGCAUGUGCACCUGAGAACAUGUACAUUCACCAAGAUCCACUUUGGAAAUAAGUGCCCUAAAAUCAAAGGAGUGAAGGCUUAUACCAAAGAAGUGGAUAGAAGACAAGUGAUGCUGGAUUUGCAGAUAUGUUAUAUAGGAGACUGUGAAGUUCACAUGGAAUUGUCCAAGUUUAAAGUAGGAGUGAAGGGCAUCCAGCUGUAUGGAACUCUGCGAGUGAUCCUCGAGCCCCUAUUGACAGAUAUACCUUUUGUAGGAGCUGUAACUCUAUUUUUCAUCCAGAAACCUCACCUGGAAAUCAACUGGGCAGGACUCACCAACCUAUUAGAUGCUCCAGGCAUUAGUAUAUUGUCAGACUCUUUAAUACAAGAUUUCAUAGUUUCCCGGCUGGUGUUGCCAAAUAGAAUCACCAUCCCACUGAAGAAGAACAUUAAUAUCGAUCAGUUACGGUUCCCUAUUCCACGUGGAGUAGUAAGAGUGUACCUACUGGAAGCAGAAAACCUUGUCCAGAAAGACAACUUUCUUGGAGCAAUCAGAGGAAAGUCAGACCCUUAUGCUCUCCUCCGUGUUGGAGUGGUGCAGUUACGAAGCAGGACGAUACAAAGAAAUCUGAAUCCCAUUUGGAAUGAAAUGUUUGAGUUUGUUGUUCAUGAACUGCCUGGCCAGGAUCUAGAAAUAGAUCUCUAUGAUGAAGACCCAGAUAAAGAUGAUUUCCUGGGCAGCUUGGUCAUAAACCUGACAAAUGUCAUGAAAGACAAAGUUGUUGAUGAGUGGUUCCCUUUAAGCAAGAUAGCAAGUGGGCAUGUGCAUCUGAAGCUUGAAUGGUUUUCUUUGGUCACCAGUCAAGAGAAACUUCGAGAGGACAGGAAUGGUCUGGCGACAGCAAUUCUUAUAGUGUAUUUACACAAUGCCUUCAAUCUUCCUAAAAAUCAAUAUGAAUAUUCCAAUGGUGAAUAUGGAGGAAAGAAGUACAGAAAAGACAGAUACCUCAAGAAGGUGGAGAGGGAGCCCUCUUCGUUUGUUCUACUUACAGUGGGCAACAAGACUCACAGAAGUAAGACCUGCAACUUCACCAAAGAUCCCACCUGGGGUCAGGCGUUCACGUUCUUUGUCCACAGUGCUGCAUCACAGUCUCUCCAUCUGGAGAUCAAGGAUAAGGACCGUGAGAAUGCCCUAGGCACCCUGGUGCUUUCACUUAGCCACUUACUAAAGAAACCUGAGAUGACAAUGGCAGAAAACUUUCAGCUGGAUCAUUCUGGUGUGGACAGCUCUAUUAAACUGAAAGUGGUACUGAGGGCUUUGGAUGUGGAGAAACCAGAUCCAGAAGGGACAAAUGGCUUAAAUAAAGUGCUUAUCCCUGCCACAGAGCAAGAUGGAAAGCAAGACAUUGCACUGUUGCCGCCACCCCCUCCACCACCCCCUCUCCAACCCACAGUGCCAAAAGUAGAAGUGUCCAAGGCACCUGAAGAGAGCAAAGAUGGGGGCCUGCCUGGACCCACAGGUGACAGGCAGGUGAACAGUGCUAACCUUAAUGUGAAUGAGAAACUGUCUGGGCCUAUUGUAAUAGAAGCAGCUUCUGGACUUAACCACCAAGCAGAUCCUCGAGGCUUGGACUCCAAAUUCUUGACACUACCAAAGAACGCCCCUAUAUUGCCAGCUUUGCAGAGACUUCAAAUGGCCCCUAGCGUUGCAUCUCUGGACUCUGUAGGCUCUUCAACCAUUGAUGUCACUUGCAGCAAUCUGGACCUUAACAAUGGAAUGCUUCCUGCCGGGCAGCCCUUGGGACAGAUUCACCUCACUAUACGCUACGCCUCCCUCAGACAGUCUCUUGUCGUAUUCAUCAAUGCAUGCAGAAAUUUGACACCCUGUUCACGGCAAGGUGCACAUCCAUAUGUCCGCAUCUACUUGCUGCCAGAUAAAAGAUGGGCAACCAGAAAGAGAACUACCAUCAAGAAAAGAACGCUGAAUCCUCACUAUGAUGAAAAAUUUGAAUAUUUUGACACUUUGGAAGAAAUUAAGAAACGAGCUUUAGACAUUGCAGUGAAAAACAGAAAGCCAUUCAUUUCACAUGAAAGAAAAGAACUUGGGAAGGUGCUGAUUGACUUGUCAAAGGAAGACUUACUGAAGGGCUUCUCACAAUGGUACCAACUGACAAUGAAUGGACAACCUUGCAGCUGAUAUCUAACAUCUGAAGAACAAAGGAAUCAAGUGUAUAUAUGUAUAUUUUGUACUUUUAAGAGUGCCACCAAAUGACUUUUUAGAUUUUUAUAUUUAAAUUGCACUAUUAAGUUAUUUAAUUAACAUGGGAUUUAAUACUCCCAUGUAGAAUAUUCUGUUGUAACUUCCAAGUGCCUUUCUUAGUAACAGUCCCAACUCUUGAUCUGAGUUUGAGAACACAACAGAAAUUACAUACUCAGGAAUAAGCUCCCAUGUUUACUACUGUUUGUGUAUUGGUGACAUUUAUGAAGGUCUACUAUGCAGGAACUAGUGCUGCUAGUACACUAGGAAACAGUGCAGAAGCACUGCACACACUAAACGUUACUCCAACAUUCUCUCUAGGCAUUGGAGCUGAGAUGGAGAGAACACAAUGUUCUGUAGUGCCUAAGAGUAAAUAUAUUAAGACUCAUUGUAUUUAAGUUGCAUCAAGUUUUCUCUGUCUAGCCAGGAUCCAGCCUCCUUUCUGCCUGGCUGCAAAUUGAGACAACUACUGCAGGUGAACUUUCACGGCAAUCCUGGACUUUUUUAAAGAGUCCUUUUUUUCCAGGCAAAUACCAGGAGUUAUAGGGGAAGAAUGGUUGGUGGAUAUACAGCAUCAGCCAUCCCACCAACUGCUCUUCUGCUGUCAAAUUAAUUGGGGCACUUUUUAUGUGCCUGGGAUCAUUAGGUAGAUAGAAGGGACAAACCCAUGGCAAUGUGUGGUGGUUUGAAUGAUUGCAGAGAUUGCAUUACUCCGACUCUUCGUAUGCAGCCUUCCUGAUCAUAGCUGCUUUGAGAGUCAGAGUGAAAACACUGUGAAGUACAAGUCUUAUGCUACUUAAACCAGAGAAAAAGAAUAUACAGUUCUCAAACUUUUAAAUCUAGAUGUAAUUAAUGUUUAUAAUGAAUAAAGUGAGUCAUGAAACUUC